AUGGCGGCGCGAUCCGGCGCGGCGCCGCUGUUCAGCAACCCACUGGGCCUGUCCCAGGCCUAUGAGCUGCUGACGUCGAUAAAUGUGAUCGUCGUGCGUACACAUGGGACUUCCGACGAGUGCUACGCGCGAUGUGUAGAGUACCUGCGGACUCGGAUGCGUUUUGUGUCCGUAAAUGACCUGCGGGCUACGCAGCCGAACUACGAACCGGGCGCGAAGGAACGACAGCACGAGCGUUACGUGCUGUCGAUUAACCAGUCCGACACCCUGGCGGUAGCGGCGGAGAUCGAGGCUUCGUACAUAUCGGCGGAGAGCGUGACCCGCAACAUCCUGUUUCCCGACGUGUCGUCGGCGCCUUACGUGCUGGGAGCCUCGCCAAAAACCAGCGCAGUCGACGAGACGAGCCUGUUUACCAUCCGGUACAUCGAGGAAGGCUUUCCGCAGUACCUGGACUCCGGACUCUUCUACCAGGGGACCGUAUCGGCCGGGAUUGUCAUCCACGACACCGAGGUCGAGAACAACCAGGAGCUCAAGGAUCUGUUUUACGCCGAGGUCAACCGCCUCUACGAUCGCUACGGAGUUUCGGUCGUCCACAUGCUAUGCCGCUCCUCGCGCGGUUUCGAGCUUUUUUCCCGCGAGUACCUCUGCCCGCUCUACCCGUGGCUCAAGUACAGCGAGCGCUCGCACAGGCUGCGGGUUGACACGAGCAACGAUCUCUUCUCGAACCACAUCCUCCACAAAUCCAACGCCCGCGAGACCAUCAUCCUGUACAGCUCGUGCGACAGGAUGACCUACUUCUUGCGAGAGCUGAUGGUGCACUGCUUGGUCUGCGUUCUGCGGAUGCUCAUGGCCGCACUGGAGAACGACCGGUUGCCCGAGAGCCAGAUCGUCACUCGGUAUGACAACCCCGAACUUCUGAACGGGUUAUCGAGGAAGCAACGCGCGCAGCUCAACACGGCGAGGACGCUGAAGAUCCACGGUGACAUUUACCUCAUGUUGAACAACCUGCCCAAGGCGAUAGCCACCUACACCCUGGCGAAGCAGCGCUGCAAAAAAGUGCAAGACGAGCUGUUUCGCAGUUCGGCAGGGUUCUGCCUCGCAAUCGCCCUAUCACGGCUCUCACAGAUCAAGGAGCAGGAGCACAAAGACGCGACUGCCGCGGGCACCGGGCGGGCGGCUUUGUUGGGGUUGGUUGCGCAACCGCCAACGCGCAACACACUUCGGUGCGGUGCCAGAAACGACUGCUGUAAGGACGACACGGGCGACUACGCACUCACAACGGAUGUUGUGAAUGCCCACAUCGCCGCUGCAGCGCGACAUGCAGCGCCCCACCGGUUUUCAGCAGCCCAUGACAUGCAAUCAGACGACGUGAUGGGCGCCGAACACGCGCACGUGCGAAAUCCCAGGUCGCUGAGAUCGACUCCGAGGUCGCCGGCGUUAGAUGCGAUGUCCAGCGUGCCCGGCAGCCCGCAGUCCUACUACAUUUCCGAGCAUGGGGACGCAGUCACGGAAGACGAGCGCAACGCGACGAACACGCCCACCGUAAACGGCUCAGCCCAGCACUCACCCACGAACAUGAAGAGCAUACGGUCGGCGGGGAUGACGAUGCUGCCGCUGCCUGCCGACUUCGAGCCGCAGUCGGCCCAGCCGCGUGAAGCUGAGGGCGCGGCACCGUACGUGGACAAGAACGCCGAAAGGAUAGUGCGCACCUUCACCAAGGCCGCCACCCGGUGGCUCCAGCUGGCACGGGUGCCCGGCAGGGAACUUGAGGUAUGCCUGCCGAUCAUGAUGCACUACCUGCGCGACAAUGGGCACCACAGGCAUCUGCAUUGGAUCAUCGCGCGUAUGGUGGAGCUGGCGGACACGUGCCUGUCGGCCGUGGAGUACACCAACGUGCUGCGCUACGCCAUCGACGUUACCCGCGGCGAGCCGUUUCGGCGCAAGUGGAGCUUCUACAACUUCCUCUACGAGCACCGAAGGCUGGCCAACGGUUUCGCGGUACCCAGGGAGAUGGUGGACGAUGUGGUCAGGCGCUUUGGGCUGGUGACGUCGCUGCCCGAGGAGGCCCCUGCUUCCACCAGCAUCUGCCCGUCAAGCGCUGGACUGCCGUCGGUGUGCUCGCUGCAUCACCAAUCGGAUAUCCCGUCGCUGCAGGCGUCAGCGCGCACCGCAACUCCGCAGUCGCAACCGGCCGACAAUAGCCCCUCGAUUGACCCUUCGCAGUCUCCAGUCAGCGAGGCGGCGACCGGUGUCGCCCACGUGGCUGGUGUUGCUGGCUCAGCCAUUGUUCAUCGCACGCAACAACCGGGGACUCGUGCCACGAGGUCGCUGCAUUUCGAGCCCAACAGCCGGCUCAGCACACCCAGUGUGGACCACGCGGACGCCGCACCGACUGCACGGAUGGCGCCGGAGCUGGCGGACCAGUUCGCCGAGGCCAGUCUCAGCGUUGUCAAAAGGUUGGCAGUCGGGCAGUCCACCGUGCAAAGCGCGUCGAAUGCGGUGCUGCGGUACCACCCUCGACACAAACGCAGCUACCAUUCCGACGCUUCGGGUGCGUUACUCGAUAUCGCCGCCCUCACGGAUUCGCCCUUCGCUGCUGAUGCGCCCGGCGUGUACCCGCGGUUUCCGGAGCCGUUGGAGCGCUCGCUUGAGCGGGUGACGCGGAUCAUCGGGCAGCCGUCUGUCUGUAACUUCUGGCGGAACGAAGGCAUCACCGCGGACUGGCGGCUGACGCAUUUCUUCGGGAUCUCGCGCGCAUAUAUCGACGUGGCGAUGCGCGAGUGCGACGCCUACGGCAUGAGGCUGCAGAAUGCCCACCUCUCGCUGAUCAGCUUCAUCAUGGCGGCGGAGCGGCUGCUGCUCCACACGUCACGGAACCGCCCCCUGUCCCGAUGCAGCUCCACAACCAGCAAGCCGGGUGAGGAGAAGGCCAAGCCUAAAGAGGGCGCUGGUAAACCCGAGGGCGACAGCGGCAAACCGGAGGGUGGCAGGACCAAGAUAGACGGGGAAGCCAACGACCUCCGCAGUGACGCCCCAACCAAGGACCCCUACAACCACGACGCAGUCUGCCACGACUUCCUAAAGCAUCACGUCGAUCAGAUCGUCGCCAACUGCCGCGUUGUCGGCACCGGCGGUAGGUACUCUCUGUUCGACUUCGACCACGUUGUGCUCGCAUCGGACGUGUCCGACGCGCUGACGCUCCCACGACGUGGUCACCGGCGCGUUGAGAUGAGCACCGCAACGGCGCGCAUCCCGAUCAACCUGUGCUACUCCAACCGGAACCUGCUCUACAUACUGGGCGGGCACGGCGGGUCGAACCUGGUGGUGCCGCACGUAUGCGGCAUGGACUACGUGCCACCGCGGGUGGGGAGCGACGACGUCAUCCACGUCAAGUCGAACGUUAACAUGGUACACUCCGCGCGUGCUCGGCAUGCAGGCAGCAAGACGGACCACAUAUUCAAGCUGCGUGACACGCGUGGCUACAGGUGCAGGUGCGUUUGCGACUUCUCUCGCUGGGCGCACAGCAACGGCUCGAUGCCGUCGUCGUCGCGAACCGUGGAAAGCGCGAGAAGCGCGGCCGAUGCGCCCUACGGCACCCCUCGAAAGGGCGCACUGGGGCUGCCACGCUAUGGUGCUGUGUCCUCCGAACCGCGCUGCCGGGUGGUCAACCAAGCGUCGUCGAAGGUGCCGAAAUGUAAAUUAGUCAAGGUUGACCCCGUGCUUGCGGAGUUGGUCGCCACCAAUUCGGCUGCGGACGAGCCACAUCCGCGGGAGGACGCCAAGGGCCACGAGGCGCGGCCUCGAGCCAUCGACGUUGACGUUGGCACCGUCCAGUCAAUAGAAGUGCGACUGUGGAACCCACUGCCAGUGCAGUUCGUGGUUGAGGACCUGACCUUGAUAACCGUGGGCGCCCGUGUGGAUGUCGUUCGGCGCAGUGUGACCGUACCACCCUCGGCCAAGGAGCAAAAGGUGCUGAUCCGGUUCGUUACGCGGUCCAAGGGCCGCGUGGAUGUGGUGGGCGUCACCUUCCGGAUGCUGGGCUUCCUGCGCUGUAGCCAGGUUUUCCUCCGGGUGCCGCCGCCAGUGGUGCGCUCCACUGUGGAGUCGGUCACUGCGGAGCCGUGGUCGCUGCACGAGCGUGCCGCCGACCUCGUCAGGGACGGACGCGGGAUCAUGUUCACCGUCGGCAACGUUGUGUACAGGCCCAACGUGAGUUACCAGAGCACGCGGAUCACGGUGCCGCGGAAUGUGCGGAACAACCUGGAUCACGUCCUGUGCUCGGGCACCCGGAGGCGCAGCGGGCGGCAUGACCGCUCCCGCCACCCCGUGAACUUCAUCAGGACGUCGUCCAUAGUGUCGCACUGCACGCAGCGGUGCGAGUCGGACCUCUACGCGUCGCGGUUUGGGGUGAGGGUGCCGGCAUCGAGUGACGCCUCGGUGCCGCAGACGGUCAGGCUGUGCUACAGGGACACGUGCUGGAUCUGCUGCCUGACCAGGCAGAAGGGGCGGGAGAUGGUGGUGCAAGACGCGCCGCAACUGGACCUCAUAGAGGGCGAAGAGCGGCUCAUCUAUGUCACCGUCCACAACGACUCGGUGAACGUGAUCCUGUCAAACGUGGCCGUCUCCGUCCUGCCGGUGCUCGACGAGCCGGAGGCGCUGUGCGAGGUGAUGACGCUGAGCGACCGGGAGUACGCCACCAUGAAGCAGCGCGCUGACAUUGCCCAACGCGCCAGCGCGUCGGUGCGCAAUUUCACGGUGCUGGCGGACAAGGCGGUGUCCAUGCGGAACACGAUCCCCGGGCUGAGCUCCAUCAACAACGCCGAGUCCCCGCGUAGCCACUGCUCGCUGGGCAGCUCGACGGCCAGCGCCCAGCCCAUGCUGCAGGCGCCCGCUGCGGUGCUGCCAGGCACCACCCUCUACAUACCCAUACUCUACCGUGCCGCCAUAACCGCGUCCAGGUUCCACGUCAGGGUCGACUACGAGUACAGCGAGCGUGACGGGCCCGUUCGGGCGGCCAUCUACAAAAGGAUCAACCUCGCGGUGUCGAAGGGCAUAUCGAUAGGGCAAAUGGGGAUGAUCGUGAAGCCGCGCGUCAGCUUCGACAUUGCGGCGCUGGUUGCCACCCUGAAGCAGCGCCACCUGCAGCUGUCGACGCUCGGGGCCCUGCAAAUGUACAAGCACGUGUUCGACGACCAGGAGGUGGACGUGAUACUGAGCGUGGCCAACGCCACUGACGAGCCGUUUUUGUGCCUGAGCGGCGGCGCCAACAGCGCGUUCGUCGCGCUGCCCAAGGCGGAGUCGCACUGGAGGAUCACCGCGCGGCGGCUGCUCUACGUCGAGGCUAAACGCAUGUGCCCGUUCUCGUUUGUGCAACUGCUCGACCACCACAUGGCUCUGCGCUGGUCUCUAGGUGAGGUGCGUGAGGGCGAGCUGCGCAUCAGCGACCUCACGCACCAGAAGCCGAAGCCCAUGCCCGGAUCCAGGGCCGGCCGACGCCUGUUCUCGAAGCGCGAAUACAAGACCGCCGUGCUGCGGCAAUGCACCAGGCCUGCGCUCUGGCGGAUGAAGGUUGCUGGGCGCCCGCUCUCCAUCGUGCGCUACUCGAGGGUGCCGGAGAUCGUGCACACCAACCUGCACCACCUGGUGGAGUCGAAAAUAACGAUGGACAUUUCCGUGACGGCGGACUCGCCGGGCGCAGUCAGCGCGCCGGACACCCUGCUCAACGAGUCGUGCGUGACCACGAUGGAAGGCACGCCGUUCACGGUGAAGGUGUUUGCGCGCAACAACGGCGACGUGCCCGUGCACAGCUACACCACGGUCAUCGUGCCGUUCCUCUACGGGGCAUGCGGCCACCCUCGUGGCCUCCGCUGGACGGGCGCGCUGGAGCAGGUGGGCAUGCAGCACCUGCUGCCUGCCGCUCGGAUCGUCACGCGCACGCCGGCCCCGACCACCUCCGACGUCGGCAGCCCCCGGAGCCAGCAACAUCAGGGCAGCCCCUCGCCUCGGGGCAUUGAGAUAUUAGAUAGGCAGGUGCCAGUGGCACACCUGUCGUUGGUCGCGCACGAGAGCAGCAUCUACGGGGUAACGGCGGCGAUCGUGGUCCGCCGCGACCAGGCUGUCUACUGGCAUCACAGGCCCGUGGUCAUCCACGUGGUGCCCCGGAGCUAG
Messenger RNA from Babesia bigemina, 6168 nucleotides. RefSeq lists its product as hypothetical. NCBI's taxonomy places the organism in Eukaryota, Apicomplexa, Aconoidasida, Piroplasmida, Babesiidae. The coding region runs from base 1 to 6168 and encodes 2055 amino acids. The record is from RefSeq and is a predicted model, not a curated record. The transcript has a single exon. Gene Ontology annotation, cellular component: trans-Golgi network.